UUGAAGUAUUAUACUGUUUUAGCAAUAAUUGGAGCCGGAAUCGGUGGAUCUUCAUGUGCCUAUUUCUUAAGGACGCUGUUCGGAAAACAGUUAUUGAUCGAUAUUUUCGAGAAGGCAUUGCCGGGAGGAAGGACUGUGACGGCAAAAGUUGGAACAUGCAUGUACGAAGCCGGCGGAAGCGUCAUUCAUCAGCAGAACUUGUACAUGACGCAGUUUCGAUCACUUCUCAGUUUGGACGCGGUGAUUCAUCCGUCAUCGAACGUCAAAUUCGCUAUCGUGGAUGGCGCUGAAUUGCGCUACGUACAUUCCACGAAACCGAUAUUACGUUUCUUGAAACCUCUGUGGCGCUACGGCUUAGGCCUCUGGCGAGUGGACCGUCAUGUGCGACAGAUGGUUCAAGGACUGAGCCACAUUUACAGACUACAAGACAGAGGUUUGGCGUUCACGUCGGUUAGAAACCUCUUACAUGGCGCUGAUCCCGGCCUGAUCCUCGAGGCAACGGGUUCACUGCAAAGUCAUUUAUCUCUUUUGGGCUGCCGCAAGAGACUCGUCUACGAACUUGGUCAAGGAAUCACGCGUUUGAACUACGGCCAAGAUGUAGAGAUACACGGUUUAGUGGGACUUGUUGCGUUUGCGGGCAUGCAACCGGGACUGUGGAGCGUCAAGGGCGGAAACCACUUAGUCUCUUCCGGACUGAUCUCGAAGACGAGGGCGCACUUGCGAAAUUCAGAGGUGAUCAGUGUAACUCGAAGUUCAGGUGGUGGCUAUGCUGUAUAUUCGACAUCGUCCAGUGGUGCUGAGAAACAAGUCGACGUUUACGAUGCAGGAAACCUCGCCGUACCUGCCGACUUGUCGGAAAAGCAUCGCGACUUUCAAUACCUUUUAAACUGUAACAGCCAUGACUUUUAUAACAGCAUUGGAAAAGUGCUGCCAGUUUCGGGAAAAGAUCCUGAAAGCCAAACCGUAUACAAAGUGUUCAGCGGUCAGCCGCUGUCCGUUGACUGUCUGAAGAGUUUAUUUUCGCGCAUCGACGGUAUUGAGAGUCGUGAAUUCCUCGCAUAUCCUUGUUAUGCAGGCACGGCCGUUUUUCCAACGUUCAGAAUUGCGCCCGGACUUUAUCAUAUCAACGCGAUCGAAGCGGCUGCUAGUUGUAUGGAAAUGAUUGCGAUAGGGGCCAGGAAUGUUGCCCUCCUUGCAUAUAACGAGAUUUUGAACAAGAACGACAGUAUCGACGCGACUGUGUCAAAAAUUAGAACCAAGCAAGAGACUUACGGGUGCUGA
Molecule: messenger RNA, 1281 nt
Organism: Soboliphyme baturini
Lineage: Eukaryota; Metazoa; Nematoda; Enoplea; Dioctophymatida; Soboliphymatidae
Source: the annotation of a GenBank genome assembly